ACAAGGUAUUGCCGAAGAUGGAAACUCUCACGCGUGAGACUAGCGAUUGGCGGCACCGACUCAUUUGCAAAUCGUCAUCGUCAUAAAUCCUCACCCCUCACGCGCGCUAUCAGCUUCGGAUGCCUCACGACCGAGAUGCACACCACAUCUACAUAUACGCCACAGCCCUUUGACUAGCCAGCCCAGCCGUCAUGCAAGCCCGCCAUGGAAGCCCAGCAGCAAUUUAUCCGCCUUGGUUUGGACGAAGCUCUCGACAUACAUGACGACCACCACUAUCACGACGAAGAGUUGCCUAACUAUGAGGCUUCGACUGCCCCUGCGUACGAUGAUGGCGAUCACGUUGGACCUUAUAAGACAUUUCACUUGAGACGAUACGAUCGGAGGAUACAGAUGCUUGUAGCCUAUGGACCAUCUACGAAUUCAGCAUUUCGAAUCACGACGAACACAUUCCGGCUCUUCUCCAAGAAGCCAGAAAUGGAGGUACUAUACACGGGCGAAGGCCGCAUGCGAACACUAGCAGCCAUAUCGUUCGACGACGACGGUCCGUUGCCCUGGCGGCCGCGCGCGCACUUCAACCAUACCGAUUCAGAGGGGCUGGCGGAGAGGUUCGACAUGGAGUCGCGCAACUUCGCCGAUUGGGCGUUCACAAUCAGAGACAAAGUGUACGAGUGGAGACUUGGCAUGUGGCCCAUCUCGCUGGAGCUGAGCGAGAAGGACUCGACGCUGGUCAUCGCGCGCUUCACAUACUCUGACCGAGGGACCUUGGCUGUGCGAGGAGGAGAGGUUGGCGAACUGGUCGUGUAUCGUGAUGGCCUGACGAUGCAAAGAGACGGGAUUGGGAAGGUCGUUUGCAGCUUGAUGGUAGCGUUGAAGCAGCUGCAAAAGCUUGGACGACACUACCACAACGAUGAUGCAACGAGAUCGAGGACAAACUCGAUGGUGAGGGGGCCACGAUCAGAGCACCGGGCAUCAUCUGCCGGUUUCUCAGUUGUUUAAGACUGCGAUGAUGUGUCGUUUGAUAUACCCGUGGUGUUUGACUGAGGAAGCGUGUUUACCGCAUUGCUGAGAUGGCACAAGAGAGGUAGUUUGAGACAGAUUGGAACAUACGAACGGCCAAGCAUUGUUAGCGAUAAUGCGACUCUGGUGGAGUAGUUGGUAGAUUGAUUGGUUCAACGUCCUAUGUGAGUCUGAGACUAUGGAAGACGAGAGUAGUUGGUAGAGGCUGAGGGGAGAUGGAACACUCACAUGCCUUGGCAAACAA
Macroventuria anomochaeta is the source of this 1261-nucleotide messenger RNA. RefSeq lists its product as uncharacterized. Bases 205 to 996 code for a protein of 263 amino acids. Lineage: Eukaryota; Fungi; Ascomycota; Dothideomycetes; Pleosporales; Didymellaceae. The record is from RefSeq and is a predicted model, not a curated record. The transcript has a single exon.